Messenger RNA from Alligator mississippiensis (American alligator), 2985 nucleotides. RefSeq names its product EMAP like 3 (gene EML3). Bases 79 to 2721 code for a protein of 880 amino acids. Gene Ontology annotation, molecular function: microtubule binding. Gene Ontology annotation, cellular component: mitotic spindle. The record is from RefSeq and is a predicted model, not a curated record. NCBI's taxonomy places the organism in Eukaryota, Metazoa, Chordata, Crocodylia, Alligatoridae. Gene Ontology annotation, biological process: microtubule cytoskeleton organization. The transcript is spliced from 23 exons.
CGGGGGGGGCGGGGGGCGGGGGAAGUGACUCGGCGGCGGCGGCGCUUCCUGGGGGGGGCGGCGCAGCGGGCGCGGGCCAUGGAGCCGGGAGCGGGCGGCGAGGACCCGCUGGCGGGGCUGGAGCAGCGGCUGCGGCGGCAGGAGCAGGAGCUGGAGCUGGUGAAGGCGGCGCUGGCGGACGCCCUGCGGCGCCUCGGCCUCCACGACCGGCAGAUCCCCCGGCUGGCGCACAGCCUGCCACCUGAGAAUGGCGCUGGCCUGGACCCCUGGCCACAUCCCACACCCGGCCCAGGGUCCCCCCCGGCCCCCCGCAGCCCCCCUGUGAGCACCGGGACGCAGACGGAGGAGUCGGCUCUGCAGGGGGAGGCGGGGGGCUGGGCCACCCCUCCUGGUCCUCCCCGCAGCCCCCCACCCUCCCCCGAGGAGCCCCCCCAGCCCGGGACCCCCUCGGGGGGCAGCAGCAGCAGCAGUGCUGCCCCCUCCCCUGUGCCCACGGCCCCCCCACCGGCGCCCCCCCACAAGGAGCUGCUGCAGCGGAGCAGCUCUUCGGACAAGCCUGACAAGGCCAAGCCCCGGCAGAGGCUCAGCAAGAAGGCGGCGUCCACGGCCAACCUGCUUGCGCGCUGCGGCAGCCUGGAGAACCGGGUGAAGGAUCCGACCCUGAGCCCAGGUCCCCUGGGCUCCCGGCGCGGGAACUACAACCUGGAGGGCCGGUCAAUCAAGAUGUUCCUGCGGGGCCGGCCCAUCACCAUGUACAUCCCGUCGGGCGUCCCUCACUACGAGGGGCUGCGGGCCGAGCUGCCCCCCGAGCGCCUGCAGCUGGAGUGGGUCUAUGGGUACCGGGGCCGGGACGGGCGCUCCAACCUGCACGUGCUGGGCUCAGGCGAGCUGGUCUACUUCGUGGCCUGUGCCGUGGUACUGCUGGACCUGAGUGUCCGGCGCCAGCGCCACUACUUGCGCCACACCGACUGCGUGCGCUGCCUGGCAGUGCAUCCAGACCGCGUGCGUGUGGCCACGGGGCAGGCAGCCGGUGUGGACAAGGAUGGCAAGCCGCUGCAGCCACUGGUGCACAUCUGGGACUCAUCCUCGCUCCUGCUGCUACAGCAGCUCGGCUCCGGCAGCUUUGAGCGUGGUGUCGGCUCCCUCGCCUUCUCCAUCGCUGAGCAGGGCACCUUCCUGUGCGUGGUGGAUGACUCCAACGAGCACAUGAUGUCGGUCUGGGAUUGGGCUCGCGGCACCAAGCAGGCCGAGAUCAAGAGCACAAAUGAGUCGGUUCUGACAGUGGAGUUCGACCCGCGAGACAGCAGCCGCAUCAUCACCGGGGGCAAAUCCCACGUCUACUUCUGGACCUGGAGCGGAGCCAGCCUCAGCAAGAAGCAGGGCAUCUUUGGGAAGUACAAAAAGCCCAAGUUCAUCCAAUGCUUCGUGUUCGAUGCUGGUGGCGACGUCCUCACAGGUGAUUCGGAGGGGAACAUCCUCACCUGGACCCGGGCAGCUGCUGAUGUGCGCACGCUGGGCCGGGGCGCCAAAGAGACGUAUCAAAUCGGUCGGCAGACCCACGCACACGAGGGCAGCGUCUUCGCACUGUGUCUGCGCCGUGACGGCUCUGUGCUGAGCGGGGGGGGCAAGGACCGGCGCCUCGUGCACUGGAGCCCCGAGCUCAGCCUGCUGCAGGAGGCCGAGCUGUCUGAGCGGUUUGGGGCCGUGCGCACCAUCGCAGAAGGUGCCGGGGGGGAGCUGCUGGUGGGGACGACACGCAACGCAGUGCUGCGGGGGGGGCUGGCCCAGGGCUUCGUCCCCAUUGUCCAGGGGCACACAGAUGAACUGUGGGGCCUGGCCACACACCCGCGGCUCUGCGUCUUCCUCACCUGCGGCCACGACCGACAGCUCUGCCUAUGGGACGGCGCUGCCCACAGCCUGGCCUGGAGCCUGCUCCUCGAGGACACAGGGCUGUGCGCUGACUUCCACCCCAGCGGGCAGGUGGCGGCCGUGGGACUCAACACUGGACGGUGGCUGGUGCUGGACACGGAGACGCAGCAGGUUGUAGCCAGCGGCUCGGACGGCAACGAGCAGCUCUCGGUCAUGCGCUACUCACCAGACGGGGAGUUCCUGGCCAUCGGGUCCCACGACAACUUCAUCUACAUCUAUAGCGUGGGUGACGGUGCUCGCAAGUACAGCCGCCUUGGCCGCUGCACGGGUCACUCAAGCUUUAUCACCCACCUGGACUGGUCCAAGGACGGGAAGUUCAUCAUGUCCAACUCAGGCGACUAUGAGAUCCUCUACUGGGACGUGGCUGGGAGCUGCAAGCUGCUGCGUAACCGGUUCGAGAGCCGGGACCGGGAGUGGGCAACGUACACCUGCGUGCUCGGAUUCCACGUCUUCGGCGUGUGGCCGGAUGGCUCGGACGGCACAGACAUCAACUCCCUGUGCCGGUCGCACAGCGAGCGCGUGGUGGCCGUGGCCGAUGACUUCUGCAAGGUGCAUCUCUUCCAGUACCCCUGCUCCCGUGCCAAGGCCCCCAGCCACAUGUAUGGUGGCCACGGCAGCCACGUGACCAACGUGCGCUUCACCCACGACGACGGGCACCUGGUCUCGCUGGGGGGCAAGGACACCAGCAUCUUCCAGUGGCGGGUGCUGAGCGGGGGGGGCGCCGUGCCCCCCCGCAGCCGCUCCUUCUCCUCCACCUCCCUCUCCUUCCAGGAGGCUGGGGGGGGGCCCUGAGUGCCCCCCCCACCCCCAGCCAGCCGCGGCACUAACUCACGCUAACGAUGUGACCUGCUUCAUUAACCAUAACUCCCCCAGGGCAGAGCAGGAGGGGGAGGCAGGCAGUGCCAAAGCAGGGAGGGGCCAAGCACCCCCUCCCUCCUCCACGGGACCAAGUCUGGGGGGGGCAGGAUGCAGCCCCCCCACCUUCGUUUACAUUCCCGGCUGCUCCAAGCCGCUCUCGACACUGUGACAGGCCCAAAUAAAGCCUUGGCAUCAGGG